GAUCGCGUAGUUCGAAACACGUGAUUUGCCUCCAUCUUGAAGUUUCCCUCUCUCCGCACAACAAUCCACCCUCUCCUCUCCUAGAUUUAGCACCAGUGAGUCUCCGGCGAGUAUCACCGAGCAGGUCUCACCUUUGCCAAUUUUGGUUUUUUUUCUUUUUAUUUGGUUUUUUCGAAAUUAAAAAUUCACCCAAAAACGGAUGACAGUGGAUGAGUCCAUCUUCAAGUUUCUUCCCUCCGCACAAUAAUCCACCCUCUCCUCUCCCAGAUUUCGCACCGGUGAGUCUCCGGCGAGUAUCACGGGGCAAGUCUUAUUCUCCAACCUUCCCUCCACGCAAUUUUCGUUUUUUUUCUUCCUUUUUUUUGUUUUGGUUAUUUCGAAAACAGAAGAUAGAAGGUCAAUCAAAAACGGAAGACAUUGGAUGGGUUUAAGGUUUUUUGGAAAUUGGGCUUUCCUGCGUAUCCAAAGUUCAAACGAUUUGAAAUCGAUCCAAGAGAGACGGGCCCCCGAAGCUCAACCAUCACGUCCAGGUAGCGAUGUUUAGGGCAUGGAUGCCAUGAUUUUGGGCCGAGGCCUGGUUUUACCCGGCCUUGUGACUUUCAUGAUGGUAUUUAUCUGUAUUCGCAGGGGCUUUUGUGUCAUACUGUCAUUCUAAAAAACUAGAGGGUUAAUUAAACCUUUAAGCGGGAAAACGCACUAUCUGCUCGCGGCAACACCCUCGUCAAAUCUCAGGGUUUGUCGAAACUACUCUCUCUGUCUCAAAUCUUGGCACAUCUUCGUCAAAUUCAUAGAACGGGACCGGUUAAUCUUCGAUUAUCGGCUGUAAUAUGAACGGUGACAGCCGGAGACGAGAUCGUAGAGACCUGACGCGGAGCUCCAAGAAGCAGAAGCAAAUCUUCAGCGCCGAGGAGGAGCUCGAGUCCAAGCUAGGGAUCGAUCUCUUCUCUGAGGGCGACAAGCGCCUGGGAUGGUUGCUCACCUAUGCAUCAUCCUCUUGGGAGGACCAAGAGACCAACAAAGUGUAUAGUUGCAUCGAUCUCUAUUUUGUUACUCAGGAUGGUUCUUCAUUUAAGUCAAAGUGCAGGUUCCGUCCUUACUUCUAUGCUGCCACAAAGGAAAAAAUGGAAAUGGAUGUGGAUGCAUACUUGAGGCGACGUUUUGAAAGUCAAAUUGCUGACAUAGAGAUUGUAGACAAAGAGGACCUAGAACUGAAAAAUCAUUUAUCUGGUUUACACAAGUUGUAUUUAAAAAUAUCUUUUGAUACGGUUCAACAAUUGAUGGAAGUGAAAAGAGAUCUCUUGCAUGUAGUAGAGAGAAAUCGGGCAAAGUCUGAUGCUGCAGAAGCGUACGAAUCCAUCUUAACUGGGAAAAGAGAACAAAGACCUCAAGAUUUUCUAGAUUGUGUAGUUGACCUCCGCGAGUAUGAUGUUCCUUACCAUGUUCGCUUUGCCAUCGACAAUGAUGUGCGAUGUGGACAGUGGUAUGAUGUUAGCGUCUCUAGUAAUGGUGUUGUACUUGAGAAGAGGACUGAUCUUCUGCAACGUGCUGAAGUUCAUGUUUGCGCAUUUGAUAUUGAAACUACAAAGCUUCCUCUGAAAUUUCCAGAUGCUGAAUAUGAUUUGGUAAUGAUGAUAUCAUACAUGGUUGAUGGACAAGGAUACCUGAUCACUAACAGAGAGUGUGUUGGAGAAGACAUCGAAAAUUUGGAGUAUACUCCAAAACCAGAAUUUGAAGGUUACUUUAAAGUAACAAAUGCCAAGAAUGAGGUUGAGCUUCUUAGGCAUUGGUUUGCCCACAUGCGAGAGGUGAAGCCUGGUAUUUAUGUUACAUAUAAUGGUGAUUUUUUUGACUGGCCAUUCCUGGAGAGGCGAGCAGCUCAUCAUGGAUAUAUUCUGAGUAAUGAGUUAGGAUUUCAAUGUGACAAGAAUCAGGGAGAGUGCCGUGCUAAGUUUGCUUGCCACUUGGAUUGUUUUGCUUGGGUUAAACGUGAUAGUUAUCUCCCUCAGGGGAGCCAGGGUUUAAAGGCUGUUACGAAGGCCAAGUUGGGAUAUGAUCCACUUGAGGUGAAUCCAGAAGAUAUGGUUCGCUUUGCAAAGGAAAAGCCUCAGAUGAUGGCAUCCUACUCUGUUUCAGAUGCUGUUUCAACUUAUUACUUGUAUAUGACAUAUGUCCAUCCAUUCAUUUUCUCUCUUGCAACUAUAAUUCCCAUGUCGCCAGAUGAGGUUUUACGCAAAGGUAGUGGGACCCUCUGUGAAAUGCUUCUUAUGGUACAGGCUUACAAGGCAAAUGUUAUCUGCCCCAACAAACAUCAAUCUGACCCUGAGAAAUUCUAUAAGAAUCACCUUCUUGAUAGUGAGACGUAUAUAGGUGGACAUGUGGAAUGCCUUGAAAGUGGUGUUUUCAGAUCUGAUAUUCGGACCAGUUUUAAGCUUGAUCCAUCUGCAUAUCAGCAACUUAUCAACAACCUUGAUCGUGAUUUGCAAUAUGCUAUAAGAGUGGAGGGUAAGAUGGAGUUGGACUCAGUCUCCAAUUACGAUGAAGUGAGGAAUGCUAUCCUUGAAAAGCUAGUGAGGUUGCAAGAUGAACCUACACGUGAAGAAUGCCCCCUCAUUUAUCACCUGGAUGUGGCAGCGAUGUAUCCAAACAUCAUUUUAACGAACAGACUUCAGCCCCCAUCAAUUGUUACAGAUGAUGUCUGCACUGCAUGCGAUUUCAAUCGACCUGGAAAAACUUGUCUUCGGAAACUUGAAUGGGUUUGGCGUGGAGAUAUAUUCAUGGCAAAGAAGAGUGACUAUUAUCAUUUGAAGAAGCAAAUUGAGUCUGAGUUUGUUGAAGGCGGCAAUGGUCAGUUAUCAAAAUCUUUUCUUGAUCUGCCAAAGACAGAGCAACAGUUGAAGCUCAAAGAGCGUCUGAAAAAGUACUGUCAAAAGGCAUAUAAACGUGUACUUGACAAACCGGUCACUGAACUUCGUGAAGGGGGGAUAUGCAUGAGAGAAAAUCCAUUUUAUGUGGACACUGUUCGUAGCUUUCGAGAUAGAAGGUAUGAAUACAAAGGACUCAAUAAAACUUGGAAGGGGAAGUUGGCAGAAGCAAAGGCUAGUGGAAACUCUAUUAAGAUUCAGGAAGCGCAAGACAUGGUGGUGCUUUAUGAUUCUUUACAACUGGCUCACAAGUGUAUACUUAAUUCCUUUUAUGGAUAUGUCAUGCGCAAGGGUGCAAGAUGGUAUUCAAUGGAAAUGGCUGGUGUAGUUACAUAUACUGGAGCAAAAAUCAUUCAAAAUGCUCGCUUGCUUGUUGAGAAAAUAGGGAAGCCACUUGAAUUAGAUACAGAUGGUAUUUGGUGUGCGCUUCCUGGAUCUUUUCCUGAGAACUUUACUUUCAAAUCAAAAGAUGGGAAAAAGAAGCUGACAAUAUCAUAUCCAUGUGUCAUGCUUAAUGUUGACGUUGCAAGAAACAAUACAAACCAUCAAUACCAGACGCUGAUAGAUCCUGUCACUAAAACAUAUACAACUCAUAGCGAAUGCUCAAUUGAAUUCGAAGUGGAUGGACCUUACAAGGCAAUGAUUAUUCCUGCUUCCAAGGAAGAAGGAAUUCUUAUAAAGAAAAGAUAUGCUGUUUUUAAUGAUGAUGGAACCCUUGCGGAGCUUAAGGGUUUUGAGAUCAAGCGUAGAGGCGAGCUAAAGCUCAUCAAAGUUUUCCAGGCCGAGCUUUUUGACAAGUUCCUCCAUGGCUUAACCUUAGAGGAAUGCUAUGCAGCUGUUGCUGCUGUUGCAAACCGCUGGCUUGAUCUUCUUGAUAAUCAGGGUAAGAAUAUUGCAGACAGUGAGUUGCUUGAUUACAUAUCAGAAUCGAGCACGAUGAGCAAGUCCUUGGCAGAUUAUGGUGAACAAAAGUCAUGUGCAGUGACCACUGCCAGGCGUCUAGCUGAUUUUCUAGGUGAUACAAUGGUUAAAGACAAAGGAUUGCAUUGCCAGUAUAUAGUUGCAUGUGAACCAAGGGGGACCCCUGUUAGUGAGCGUGCUCUUCCUGUUGCAAUAUUUGAAACUGAUGCUGAAAUAGCGAAGUUUUAUGUAAGAAAAUGGUGCAAGACUUCCUUAGAUAUUGGAAUUCGAUCCAUCAUUGACUGGUCAUAUUACAAGCAACGUCUUAGUUCAGCAAUUCAAAAAAUUAUCACCAUUCCAGCUGCAAUGCAAAAGGUGACAAAUCCUGUCCCCAGGGUGGUUCAUCCAGAUUGGCUGCAUAAAAAGGUUCGUGAGAAGGAGGACAAAUUUCGUCAACGGAAAUUGGUUGAUAUCUUCAGCUCAUCACAUAGGAAUGAUUUGUUGGAAAAGGCUAAUAAUUCAAUAAUUAAUCCUGUAACGAAUGGAGAGCAUGUUGAGGAUAUGGAAGACUUCGGAAGCAAAACCAGAAGUCCUGUCAAUGGACCUAGACCUGUUGUUAAUAGUUACGAAUUCAAUAACAAAGAACGACCAGUUCAGACUAUUGGACAAGUAGAAUCCUUGCAACAACAAACUGAUGGUAAAAAUGAUUUAUUUACCGACAAUAUUGAUAAAAAUAAAGAUUAUCAAGGAUGGCUUGAACUGAAGAAGAGAAAAUGGAAGGAUACAUUGGCAAGAAGGAAGAGACAACGGUUGGGUAGUUCAAGGACUCCACACCGGGCCGAUGGUGCUUCUGAGGUGAUGGAAGGCAUGAUAAGUAAAAGGGGAGAUCAAGCCAAAACUGGUGUUGGUUCAUAUUUUAGGAGGCAUGAAGUUGCCCUAACACGCUGCCACUGGCAGAUAAUACAGCUUGUUCCAGGUUCACAGACUGGCCAAUUUUUUGCUUGGGUGGUGGUUGAAGGAAUUAUGCUUAAAGUUCCUAUAAAUGUUUCAAGAGUAUUUUACCUUAAUUCAAAAGCGCCUAUAACCGAAAAAUUCCCCGGGAAGCGUGUUAGCAAGACUCUUCCCCAUGCGAGGCAUAGCUAUAACCUAAUUGAGAUUAAUAUUGAUGAAGAUAAAUUUAAGAAAGAAAGCAAAAAGCUAGAAGCUCUCCUUGCCGAUCCAGAGGUUGAGGGGAUUUAUGAGACAAAAGUACCACUUGAAUUUAAUGCUAUCCUGCAAAUUGGUUGUGUCUGUAAAGUCAAUAAAACAGCUAAGAGACGCAACGCCCAGGAUAGCUGGAACCUGACUGAACUGCACAUGAAGACUACAACUGAAUGUUCAUAUCUGGAGCAAUCAAUCUCCUUCUUUUACUUGUACCAUAGCAUCUCUGAAGGAAGAGCUAUAUAUGUUGGGUAUUUUCCUGCAUCCAACACAAUGUAUGUUGUUGUGGUAAAUCCUUACCAAAAUAAGGAUUUGUCGCAAUCCUUUCUUGAAAAACAAUAUCGUGAAGCUUGCCAGGCAAUGUCUAUUGAACCACCUCCGAGGAAUGGCAUCAGUUUCAAGGUGGACUACGUCGGAUAUGUCAAGGAUGCCGAAAACAUUAUACAGAGAGCAGUAAAUGAACACAGACAUGAGCAUCGUGGAGCAGCAAUUGCUGUCAUUGAAUGCCCAAAUGUCAAUGUGAUGAAGUCAAAUGUACGUGCUCUUGAUGAUUUCCCAUGCCUGAAGAUUCCCUCUAAUGCUCGUGAUAAUCACUAUCAGGUACUUGGUUGGCAACAAGUUGCUGCAAAAAUUGCUAUGCAACGUUGUGCCGCAUCAUCUCAGUGGUUGAAUGAAAGAAUUUCUCUCUCAAGAUAUGCACAUGUACCUUUGGGAAAUUUUGAACUCGACUGGCUCAUAUUUACUGCAGAUGUUUUCUUCUCAAGAGCAUUACGUGAUCAGCAACAGGUGCUUUGGAUAUCUGAUAAUGGUGUUCCAGAUCUAGGAGUCACCAAUGAAGAAGAUACAUGUUUUGCUGACGAGGUCCACCAACCUGUUCUUACGUACCCUGGAGCAUAUAGAAGAGUCACUGUGGAGCUGAAGAUUCAUCACCUAGCUGUAAAUGCUCUUUUGAAAAGCAACCAAGUGAAUGAAAUGGAAAGAGGUGCUUUGUUAGGAUUUGACCAGGAAGUGAAUACCGGUGCAUUUAACUUAGAUGAACAAUGUGGCUUUGAUGAAGCUACCUGCUCCGCUCCUGCAUUUCGUGUACUGAAACAACUAAUCCAGAGAUGCCUUGCAGAUGCAGUUACGUUAGGAAAUGUGUUUGCUGACGCAAUCUUACAACAUCUGUAUCGAUGGCUUUGCAGCCCUCAUUCGAAACUUCAUGAUCAAGCUCUUCACCGUUUACUUCACAAGGUGAAUGCUGCUCGAACAUAUGAUAUCCUUUUUAAUCAAAAGAUUAAUAUUUCCACAAUGCAGUACAGCCAAAUGGUUAUGCAAAAGGUGUUUGCUUUGUUGCUGGCCGAGCUUCGAAAAUUGGGUGCAAAAGUUAUAUUUGCAAAUUUCUCCAAGGUUAUUAUAGACACAGGAAAAUCUGAUAUAGCUGCUGCCAAAGCUUACUGUGAUAGCUUAGUCAAGGCUCUGCAAACUAGAGAACUGUUUGAGUGGAUUGAACUUGAGCCAUUGAACUUCUGGCAUUCGUUGCUUUUUAUGGAUCAGUAUAACUAUGGUGGCAUACCGGUGAGAGCUGAUGAAAUGUCGCAUGAUGAAUCACAAGUGGAUAUUGUAUCGAGCUGGAAUAUUGCAGACUACUUGCCCAAGAAAAUUCAGGAUCAUUUUGUUUAUAUCGUGUCUCAAUUUCUUUAUAUCCCUUGGAUUUAUGGACAAAAGCAAGCUGAGACCAGAUCAUCUUUGCAAGGUGGCUACUCAAGCACUCCUUCGAUCACAGUUGCAGCUUCAGAGAAUUUCGAAAAUCACAUGGUGGAAUAUCUUAAACAGCAGAUCAGCUCUUACUUCACAGACAAACUUUUAGAUAUUGUCCGUGAUACUGUCCAUCAUAUGAAGGGGAUGAACAGAUUUGAGACUGACCAACCAACUAAAACUGGAAUGUUGCAACCUAGCUUGCACAAAGGAGAUGCUGCAUUGGAGUUCAUAAAGCACGUAUGUGCUGUUCUUGCUCUUGACCAUAAUGUGCAGCACGAUGUUCUGGUGAUGAGAAAGAAUCUAUUGAAAUAUGUGCGUGUGAGGGAGUUUGCUCCUGAAGCAGAGUUUCAUGAUCCCUGCCCUUCUUUCAUCUUGCCAAAUGUAAUCUGCAGCUACUGCAAUGACUGCAGAGACCUGGACUUAUGCCGUGACUCAGCUUUACUAGCUCACGAGUGGCGUUGCGCUGUGCCACAAUGUGGACAACCUUAUGAUCGUGAGGUCAUGGAAAAUGCUCUUCUUCAAAUUGUACGCCAGAGGGAACGCCUUUACCAUUUGCAGGAUCUGGUGUGCCUUAGGUGCAACCAGGUUAAAGCUGCUCAUUUGACUGAACAAUGUGCAUGUGCUGGCUCGUUUAGGUGCAAGGAAGAUGUAUCAGAAUUUCAGAGGAAAAUGCAGAUUUUCUUAAAUGUAGCCAUUCAUCAGAAGUUUGAACUUCUGCGAGAGUGCACCUCAUGGAUAUUAGAAGUUCAAUAGUCUUUUUUUUUUAUUUGUUCUUCAUGUCUGUUGAUACCAGAAGAUCCUAUUUAUGCUGACUCCCAUUGCAAUCCUGUUCGCUGAGGUGAAGCCGAGCUCUGAUCAUGCGUUCAAACAAGUGAGAACUGAGAAGUCAUAGCCAAUAUUUCUCAACAGCUGUCUAGAAUGGCAGGGAGAGAAGUGCUAGUAAGGUGAGUUGCCAUAGCCACGCAGAAUUUCCCUACUACUAGGCCCUAGCACGAGUUAACUAAUGAAAUGCCCAAAAGCCUUUUGUCAUUUAUGCAGAUGUUUGGCUUCGAGAUUUUCAGCAAAACGACUGACCUACAUGGGACGUAUUGUCACAGGUCCAAAUAAUGAGGUUCUGAUUGGGUAAUUUUCUCUCUCAAGGGAAGUGUAUAGUCCACAGUAAGCCAGUUUUCACAAAAUGUAUGUUGCGGUUUUGUAAAUUGUAAAAUGUACAUGCAACUUAGCGCAACUUAAUGAGUAUCAAAUCGAGUU
This is a messenger RNA of Tripterygium wilfordii, 8012 nucleotides long. Its product is annotated as DNA polymerase epsilon catalytic subunit A-like. Bases 828 to 7514 code for a protein of 2228 amino acids. NCBI's taxonomy places the organism in Eukaryota, Viridiplantae, Streptophyta, Magnoliopsida, Celastrales, Celastraceae. Gene Ontology annotation, molecular function: DNA-directed DNA polymerase activity; zinc ion binding; DNA binding. Gene Ontology annotation, biological process: base-excision repair, gap-filling; mitotic cell cycle; DNA replication proofreading. Gene Ontology annotation, cellular component: nucleus; epsilon DNA polymerase complex. The transcript has 49 exons. The record is from RefSeq and is a predicted model, not a curated record.